Molecule: messenger RNA, 3301 nt
Organism: Camellia sinensis
Lineage: Eukaryota; Viridiplantae; Streptophyta; Magnoliopsida; Ericales; Theaceae
Product: chaperone protein ClpB4, mitochondrial-like
Biological process (GO): cellular response to heat; protein refolding
Cellular component (GO): cytoplasm
Molecular function (GO): ATP binding; ATP hydrolysis activity
Source: RefSeq, a predicted model, not a curated record
GGCUUCCCAGAAACUCCCUCACAGUUCCUAGAAACUUCCAAAUGCUUUUUGCCUCUUCCCCAAGCUUCUCCACCCUUCUCUACAGAAGAGAACAGAAACCCCCCUACACAAACCUCCAUAAAUCACCUCUUCUCCUCAAAACAAAGAAAAGAAAGAAUUACAAACCCUAGUUUUGCUUCCACUUCUGCACAACUAUGGCUACCUCCAGGACGACCUCCACUGCGAGGCUCACAAGGUCAGCUCUCUCCGCUCUCAAGCCCUCGUCUUUCUCUCAAUCUCGACCCGCACUCUCUCGCUGCACUGAAAUUCUCGCAAAUGGUUCGGAGAAUUUCUCAACGCGGCCUCGAAUCAAUACUGGUGUUGUGAAACCGUCAUCGACCUUCAAUGGCAGAGGAUUUGUUGCUCCUCACUUCCAGUAUUAUUCCUCACGCUCUUAUUCCACCGCCGUCAACUCUUCUCAGAUCAAUAAUUCAGAGUUCACUGAAAUGGCAUGGGAGGGAAUCAUUGGUGCUGUGGAAGCAGCACAAGCUUUGAAACAGCAACUGGUGGAGUCUGAGCAUUUAAUGAAAGCCCUUUUAGAGCAGAAGGAUGGCUUGGCUCGGAGAAUUUUUGCAAAGGCUGGUCUUGACAACACAUCACUUCUGCAAGCUACAAAUGAUUUUAUAUCUCAACAACCAAAGGUGGUGGGUGACACUAGUGGUCCUAUAUUGGGCUCGCAUCUCAGUUCCCUUUUGGACAAUGCAAGAAAGAAUAUGAAAGAAAUGGGAGAUGCCUUUGUGUCUGUGGAGCAUUUAGUGUUGGCAUUCUAUUCAGAUAAGAGGUUUGGCCUGCAAUUAUUCAAGAACCUGCAGCUUAGUGAGACGGCUUUGAAGGAUGCUGUUCAGGCUGUUCGUGGCAGUCAGAGAGUAACAGAUCAAAAUCCUGAAGGCAAGUAUGAGGCACUUGAGAAAUAUGGGACUGACUUGACUGAGAUGGCUAGGCGUGGAAAACUUGAUCCAGUUAUAGGUCGGGAUGAUGAAAUAAGGCGGUGCAUCCAAAUAUUAUCUCGUAGAACAAAGAAUAAUCCUGUUAUUAUUGGUGAGGCCUGGUGUAGGUGAAAUGCGAUUGCUGAAGGAUUAGCUCAACGAAUUGUUCGUGGUGAUGUUCCUGAAACUUUAUUCAAUCGGAAGCUGAUUUCUCUGGAUAUGGGUUCUUUGCUUGCUGGUGCUAAGUUCCGAGGAGAUUUUGAAGAAAGGCUAAAAGCUGUCUUGAAGGAGGUCACAGCUUCAAAUGGGCAGAUUAUUUUGUUUAUUGAUGAAAUCCAUACAGUAGUCGGUGCUGGGGCUACAAGUGGGGCAAUGGAUGCGGGAAAUUUGUUGAAACCAAUGCUUGGCCGAGGUGAGCUCCGAUGUAUAGGAGCAACUACUUUAAACGAAUAUAGAAAAUACGUUGAGAAGGAUCCGGCUCUGGAACGCAGAUUUCAACAAGUGUUUUGCGGUCAGCCAUCUGUAGAAGACACAAUUUCCAUUCUUCGUGGAUUGCGUGAACGGUAUGAGCUGCAUCAUGGGGUUAAAAUAUCAGACAGUGCCCUUGUUGCAGCGGCAGUUCUUGCAGAUCGAUACAUAACAGAGCGUUUUUUGCCUGACAAAGCCAUUGAUCUCGUUGAUGAAGCUGCUGCAAAGCUAAAGAUGGAAAUUACUUCUAAGCCUACUGAAUUGGAUGAAAUAGAUAGGGCUGUGGUAAAGCUAGAGAUGGAGAAACUCUCUCUGCAAAAAGAGAAUGAUAAAUCAUCCAAAGAAAAAUUAGCCAAGCUGGAAAAUGAGCUUUUGUUGCUUAAGCAAAAACAGAAAGAGUUAACUGAGCAGUGGGAACGUGAGAAAGUUCUCAUGAAUCGUAUACGGUCAAUUAAAGAGGAGAUUGAUAGAGUCAACCUAGAGAUGGAAGCUGCUGAGCGUGAGUAUGACCUAAAUCGUGCAGCUGAGCUCAAAUAUGGAACACUAAUGUCCCUUCAGCGCCAGCUAGAAGAAGCUGAAAAGAACCUUGCUGACUAUCAAAAGUCCGGAAAAUCUUUGCUUCGAGAAGAGGUUACUGAUCUUGAUAUUGCUGAAAUUGUAAGCAAAUGGACUGGCAUACCUUUAUCACACCUCCAUCAGUCAGAGAGGGAGAAGCUUGUCAGGCUAGAAGAAGUUCUCCACAAGAGGGUAGUUGGUCAAAAUAUGGCAGUCAAAUCUGUGGCUGAUGCAAUUCGACGAUCAAGAGCUGGAUUGUCUGAUCCAAACCGUCCUAUAGCGAGCUUCAUGUUCAUGGGUCCUACAGGUGUUGGUAAAACUGAGCUUGCAAAGGCUCUAGCUGGAUACCUUUUCAACACAGAAAAUGCUCUUGUGAGGAUCGAUAUGAGUGAGUACAUGGAAAAACACGCAGUAUCUCGCUUGGUUGGUGCCCCACCUGGAUAUGUUGGUUAUGAAGAAGGUGGGCAACUUACGGAAGUGGUCCGUCGGAGGCCCUAUUCCGUUGUGCUCUUUGAUGAAAUUGAGAAGGCACAUAAUGAUGUUUUCAACAUUCUGUUACAGGUGCUGGAUGAUGGAAGGAUAACCGACUCCCAAGGACGGACUGUUAGUUUCACAAAUUGUGUUUUGAUAAUGACAUCAAAUAUUGGGUCCCACUGUAUCCUUGAAACUCUUAGAACCUCACAUGACAGUAAGGAGGUAGUGUAUGAAGUGAUGAAAAAACAGGUCAUUGAAUUGGCUAGGCAAACUUUCCGGCCAGAGUUCAUGAAUCGAAUUGAUGAGUAUAUUGUUUUCCAACCUCUGGACUCCAAAGAAAUCAGCAAAAUUGUUGAGAUCCAGUUGAAUCGGGUGAAAGACCGGCUCAAACAGAAGAAGAUUGACCUCUACUACACGAAGGAAGCUGGGGAACUUCUAGUGACAUUGGGUUUCGAUCCCAACUUUGGAGCGAGGCCAGUCAAGAGAGUGAUACAACAAAUGGUUGAGAAUGAAAUUGCUAUGGGAGUCUUAAGAGGGGAUUUUAAUGAAGAGGACUCUAUCCUAGUUGAUGCUGAUGUAUCAGCUAAAGACCUUCCUCCCAAUAAAAGGUUACGUAUAAAGAAAAUAGAGACUGCCCCUGCUAUGGAUGCCAUGGUUGCCAACAACUAGGACUAAGUGUGAGAGCUGUACAUAUAUUUGAAAUAAGAGCUUAGAUUGUGGUCUUUUUUCGUUUCCUGUUUACAGCAUCAAAAUGAUAUCAUAAUAACAUUGUUUGGGUAAUUUUGAUAGUAAUAUCUUUCAUGUUAGUAUUUGUUUCUGUUAAUCUUCAGACGGGCAAA